CGCGCGGAAACCGAAAUGAAACGUCAGACACCAGCAGGCAGCCAGAGCGCAGAUGUCGCCACUCGAAAAUGAAUCCUUCAAACGUAAACAUGGCUGAUGAUGUGCGGCAAGCCGCCCCGAAAUCGCCCUCGAAUAAUGUUAUAUCGGACAUCAAUCACGAUGAAGCGAUACUCGCACAGGAGAAAGAAAUUGAGCGCGAGAUUGCCGAGCGCAUACCAUUGGUUGACACGAAGCAGGAUUUGUCCAUCCUCGAGAAGGAGUACGCCCUGGACGAUGAGGUCUACCAACAGAAAGUCAAGGACCUCCGCAGCAAGUACCAGUCUAUCCGCAAGACACGGCCAGACGGCAACUGUUUCUUUCGCGCCUUCAGCUUCGCCUACCUGGAAAGCCUGCUGAGUGACCAGCAGGAGUACACAAGGUUCAAGCAGCUGGCCGAAAACAGCAAAGAGGUGCUCGUCUCACUUGGCUUCCAGCGAUUCACAAUCGAGGACUUCCAUGACACGUUUAUGGAUGUCCUCAAGAGGAUUGAGAACAACAUCACCUUGGAUGACUUGCUGAAGAUCUUCAACGACCAGGGCUACUCAGACUACAUUGUUGUGUACAUGAGGUUGCUGACGUCCGGCCAGCUGCAGAAGGAGGCAUCAUUCUUCGCCAGCUUCAUUGAUGGACAGAGGACUGUCCAGGAGUUCUGCAAGCAGGCAAUGGAGCCCAUGUACAAGGAGAGCGACCACAUCCACGUCAUCUCGCUGACGCGCAACCUGGGCGUUGGCGUGCGCAUCCAAUACAUGGACCGCGGCAUCGGCGGCAAGGUCAACACCCACGACUUCCCCGAAGACCGUGAGCCCCGCAUCCACCUUCUGUAUAGGCCAGGACACUAUGACAUUCUGUACCACACAUGACUGCUGCGUGUUAUGACUGUCAGGGUGCCGGGAUGUUCCUCAUCCUAAAUUUUUGUUUGUUUGUUUCAUUUCGUGUUUUCCUCGGGAAGAAGGAAAAUCUCGGGGAGGGGAAAGGUGUGUGUGACUGUGACCGGGGCUCCGUUCACCCACAGCUUUAAGCAUUUCCAAAAUUUUGGAGAGAGAAAAAAAAAGUUUCUUGUGUUCAACAUUGUUUUUUUUUUUCUGUUAUUUUUUGUCCUGCCUGUGAGUUUGUGCUGAAGUCAAAACGGACAUCUAGAGGAGCGGCACCGAGGGACCUGCUUUCCAGCAAAAGUGCGAAACCUGCAGGGAGGCUCGACAGCGCUGCUGGAGUUUGCUGCUGCCCCGAGAAAGUGUCUCGUGCCAGGAUGUUCUCGCUUCGACAACAGUGAAUAAGUAGCUUGCAUCAGUAGAGGGAAGCCGAAAUUUUUUUAUCUUGACAGCAGAGCUCGCAUUUGAUUUGUCCCAAAGCUCUCACCCCUGGCAUUUUCGCACAACGGACAAACUCUGAAAAAAGUGAGGGAGGGUGGAAGAACAGCCUGAUCCAUCUCGGGACUGUUCGCCUGACAUGGUUGCAUUUUGAAAUCUUCCGUGACGUUGGGAAAAACACGAGAGUAACAGCUGUCUUGCUAUGCCUUCUUAUUGCACUGAUUUGAAUUCCUGAAAGUCUGGAUUAUAACAUUUGAUGCCAGAUGGUGUUGUGUCACGUGCAGAUACGAAUUAACCGUGAUGUUUAAAGUAACCGACAUUGCAUUCUGUCACUGUCCAGCUAUAUCUGCUUCCAAUGACUAAAAUUGAAGACUCAUGUUCUUGGAGCCAGCCUUCUGGAGAGUGUUCAUUCAAGUUCCGAGGCAUGUUUACAACCAUUAGUCCACACAAAAACCUUUUCAUAUUUCUUUCUCUAUGAUUUCUGGCAAACCAAAUUCGUUUAAGAGUAAGCUGCGAAGGUUGGGUGUGGUUGGAUCGUCCUUGCAGUGAUGUACAAGGAUUGCAGCAGUUUAUGGUUUUUUCCACUGUCAUCAGAUUCAAACUAAGUUUCAUAAAGUUGGAUUGUUGUAACCGUGAAAGAACUGCUUCCCUAGUUGGUUCAGUGUUGUUGCAAUCCAUCGACAGCUGCGGGUUUAGCAAUGCAUCAUCAAGUUUGCUGGAAUUAACGGUGUAGAAACUAACAAAAUCCUGUUUAACUGUGAGCAGCAACCUGUUCAGUUCUGUUCUAAGAAAAAUGUACUUUGAAAUUUUUCUCUGCUCUCAAGUUGACAAUAAAAUUUUGUCAGCUUUUUUUUUUUUUAAUUAUUCAAUGUGAGCUGUUCUCUUUAGCCACUUGCGUAUUGAAGUUAAGUGCGGUGUUUUGUUUCGUGUCAGCAUGCAGUGAAAGAUGCUGCUAGUGUGUUUUUGCGAUUGUAACUGAAUGUUUGGGAAAGGUUACUGCAAGAUGCAGAACCAUUGGCAGUUUGGAUAUGCAGUCCCUGUCGUUAGCUGAGUAGCUUGUUUGUACUUGUAAGCUGUUGAGUGUGAACUUCUUGCGUAGCUGUCGGGGUGCAGCACUGUGUGCAGGCAAUAUUUUUCUCUAAAUAAUAACCGUUACAAUAUUAUUGGCAUCAAAUUCUGAUGUCAAGGUUUGAAAACUGCCCGGUUAACAUCACUGGAAACCAUUAAGUCACAAUGUUGUGCGCUACCAGGACCUUGCCGUUCAUGAGCAGCUGUGCUCUGUUGCCGUUCUCAUCUGGGCUUCUUGCGAUAGCCUGUGUGGGUAUGACGCAGUAUACCGUUGUGUUGGGGAAUUAAUCCGCUGGUGCAUUAGUAAAUUCUGCUUUUCUCGUUGCACAAUCCGUGUUCCAAAACUCUCAUUGAUUGUGCGGAUGUUUCCUGCAAUCCGUCUUCUGUUGUGUGAUGUCAGGUUAAACAACUUAUGUUAUCGACACUGGCAUCAAGGCUUGCACUGUACACAGCGACUGCUGCAUCACCACAAAAAUGACAAAACGUACAUGUUCCAGUGAGACACGAAAAUUGCAGUUUUUUUUUGUAUUUUUUUUCUUUUGGGAUUGACAAAUGUUUUGCAGGUCAUGCAAGCAGGAGGACGACAUUUUAUUUUGUGUAAUUUAAUUUUUCCUGAUUUCUUCUCGUGCUUUACGAAAUGCUUUUGUUGACUUGCGUUUCAAUAAAGAGAGGGUUUGUUUGCA
Molecule: messenger RNA, 3097 nt
Organism: Dermacentor silvarum
Lineage: Eukaryota; Metazoa; Arthropoda; Arachnida; Ixodida; Ixodidae
Product: ubiquitin thioesterase OTUB1
Exons: 8
Coding region: 69-899 (276 amino acids)
Biological process (GO): protein K48-linked deubiquitination
Cellular component (GO): nucleus
Molecular function (GO): ubiquitin binding; cysteine-type deubiquitinase activity
Source: RefSeq, a predicted model, not a curated record